Molecule: messenger RNA, 1053 nt
Organism: Bipolaris victoriae FI3
Lineage: Eukaryota; Fungi; Ascomycota; Dothideomycetes; Pleosporales; Pleosporaceae
Exons: 2
Coding region: 1-1053 (350 amino acids)
Source: RefSeq, a predicted model, not a curated record
AUGUCAGUGCAAUACAAUACAACAACAAAAGCUAGAGAAUAUCCUGAUGUCGGCCAUGAUGCAGCAUCCCAUCAUGGCGUUGGCGAUCAGUUCGCUGUCAAUGGAAAUGCUGCUCAGUUUAACGCUGUCGGCCAAGCUGAACAAUAUAACUUCAGUGGAGCAAGCAGCAGCAUGAAUGUGUUUAUCGAUAGCCGAAAUAUUCAAAACAGCGAUUGUGUGGAUUCGAACAUGUCCUUAUCCCGAACCCAGGCGAAUGAAUUCCUAAAAUCAUUGGAAUCUCGUAUGAUGCUGGCCGUGCCGAAGUCAUGGCAAGACUUAAAGUGGGGACAUCGAGAGCAAGCAGUGACGAAAGCAAAUCCCUUCUGGCUUCAACCGAAGUUCCAAACGUGGUGCUCCAAAUCUGAGAACACUCUGCGUUUUGUUAAAGGCUCUUAUCAAAACCGGUCGCAGAUCAAGAAUUUCUGCUUAGAUUUCAUCAAGCUCAUGGAGGAUGCGAGGGUCCCGCUCCUAUGGGCGUUGAAACCGAACGCCUGUGAACGCGCGAAUGGGUUCUCUCCGGAAUGUGUAUUAAGUUACCUGAUAGUGCAAGCAUUGACCGUAUACUUGAACCAGGAAAAGACCUCAGGAAUAUCAGAAAAGCAGGCAGCUCAAAUUCACGGAAAAUUUCAAGAUGCUUCAACCCUCACAGAUUACAUUGAUCUCUUAUGCUCUAGCAUAUCAAUAUCUCGAUUACCUGAGGUCUGUAUCCUUGUCGAUGUACACUUGCUUGAUACCAGACAACAAGGAUUCCGGGGGCAUAUCGAGUUGAUGAAGGCGCUAUCAACCACUCAAAACCGCUUGCAUAAAGACGGCUCUAGGACAGUGGUCAAAGUUCUCUUGGUGAGCUAUGGAGGAGUCAUAUUCGACGACCAUGAAUCAUCAGAUGUGAUAAAGAAUGUUAUCUUGGCUGGUAAUAGUAGGUAUGGGAAGGGUAAGCCGGUACAACGACGCCACGAGGUAGGCCGCUUAGUAUCCUCUCACUUCGGCGGCCGUGGAAGGGUUCGACGCUCGUAA